AUGAAGCUAAUUGUGGAAAAGCCUGAAAAUAUCCUUAAUAAAGUUAAGAGCGACUUCACACGCUCUGUGCGAAGAACUAAAACUGAAUCUCCAAUUCAACGAACAGUUAAAAAAACGAUAAACAGAGGGCUCAGAAAAGAUAAAGCGAGAACGCUGACCCAACCCGAGCUGUCAUCAGAAAAAAUUGAUUUAAUUCAAGAAUUUAUUUUACGGAGUAAAACCAACCAGCCUGAAACCCAAGAACAAAAAACUCAUGAAAUAACCCUAAAAGGCCAAAAUUCUCCUUUGCCAGAUAAGGCUGACGAGAGAAAAAGUGAAAAUGUAAAUAUGAAUGAAAAGCACCCCCAAGAAGAAAAUAUGAAAAAAAAUUGUGGAGAAGUUAGCAGAGGAGAGCUUUUAUGCCAAAACGAAGAAGCAGCCUUGUCUGGAGAUAUUUAUUAUAGUGUUAACUCUCCAGAGACUGAAAGUGAAAUUGAUUUUGAGCCAUUUCCAUUUAAAUUCUAG
Messenger RNA from Blepharisma stoltei, 504 nucleotides. NCBI's taxonomy places the organism in Eukaryota, Ciliophora, Heterotrichea, Heterotrichida, Blepharismidae. The record is from the annotation of a GenBank genome assembly.